Odontomachus brunneus is the source of this 2470-nucleotide messenger RNA. RefSeq lists its product as uncharacterized. The annotation marks the transcript as partial. Gene Ontology annotation, molecular function: DNA-binding transcription factor activity. The transcript has 5 exons. The record is from RefSeq and is a predicted model, not a curated record. Gene Ontology annotation, biological process: regulation of DNA-templated transcription. Lineage: Eukaryota; Metazoa; Arthropoda; Insecta; Hymenoptera; Formicidae.
ACUGAAAACGAGCUGAGCGAGUGUCAGUACGUUUUUGUUGGAAUCACUGAGACACAACAGACCGAUCGUCCUUGGGCUUUUCUACACUCGCUCUACCCGACCCAAGUGGAAGGUACACCGACAUCGAUCGUCUCAGGGAGGGCUUCCAAAAUCCCUCCCAUCUACAAACGUCCAACAACCAGCAACAUUUCAGUUGAGGAAGGAGGUGUUCUUAACGUAUCAAAAUCAUGCAACCGUCAGCCGCUCCCGUUAUCUGUUUCUCGUGGCGUGAGAUCGCGGCCACUGGGCGAAGGCAUUGCCUCCUCUACAAAGGUAGAUACCAUACCUCUACUGAGCCCGACGAUGGAGUCCGAACUUUUGAAGGAGCCCUGGACAUCUCCGCACAAAAAGCCCGCAAGUCCAACGAAAGAAGAGGACACCGCGGCAUUUCCCGCUUGGGAAGAGGACUUUCAGGAUCUGAGCAGUUGGUGCAUGGACACGUUCCAGGCUCAAUGCGAUUUUCAUAUAGGUGAAUCGACUACGUUUAAACUGUCAGGUACGAAAUACGAGGGUAACGGCGUUUCGACUGUGGAAGAAGACGGAUUAUUAAAGGGUUUGAGGAGUAAGGUUGAUGAUGAGAAGUUGAAUUUGAAAAUGGAUACCGUUAAGACGAUGACCGGAGAGUCAAGUGAUAAUCACUUGUUGCUGUCUCCAACAGAACUGGUUAACAAAUAUGAAAAAGGGUACGGUAACGAGGAGAACUGUAUGUCCAGCUCGUGGUUAAUGUCACCCGAAUCUACAGCUUCUACAAGUACUUCGUCGAGUAAACAGUAUAACACAACCGACGUUAGCGCACCAUUUCAACAUGAAUAUCGCGUGAGCAAUGAUUAUGCUUGCCCAACCUCGUUUGAUUCCACCGCAAGCCAGCACGAAACAUGGGACGAGCUACCUACGAUCGAGACGAUUGGGUCGGAUACGUUCGACUUAUUGUCAUAUCUUUGCGACGACGAAAUGCGUUCGCCAGAGGGUAGCGUUUCUACUGAUUCCACGGCAAUGUUGAAACACAGGCCGCUUACAAUGUCGUCGCCAAUACUCACACCAACCUCCACGAAGGUGAAGACCGAGGAGACGAAUGCAUCGCCAAAGCCUCGAAGAAUGGAGACCCGUGCGACUUCGACGGUGACCUCGUCCUCUGUAGAAACUCCCACGACGUCAUCCCGGAGAUCGGAAAGAAAGUUGCUCGUCAAUAACAAAGAGAAAGAAAAAACCACUGUCAAAGCAAAGAAAGAAAAGAACGCAAAAAAGAGAUAUUACGAAAGCGAAUCUGAUGAGGAUAUUGCUCUCAUACAAUACAGAGAGUCCCGCGAGAAAAACAACGAGGCGUCACGGAAAUCGCGGAUGAACAAGAAAGUCAAGGAAUCGGAAAUGAGCGUAAGGGCGAUCCAAUUGGAGAAGGACAACAAGAUAUUGAAGAUGAAAGUUGAAGAGCUAGAGAAGCUCGUGACGUCAAUGCGCAACGCGCUACUACAAUCUGCUUUGAAAAAAGAGUUUUAAGUAUGCGUUAUUUCAUACUCCGACGUUCGCGAGAAAUAAUGUCGCGAGAAAUAAUCUAUUAACAAAAUACGUUAUACUUCUUUCGUCUGUUAUGCAUGCGCUGUUACGCAACGAUCCCUUGACGCGAUGAGGAAUCGCAUGACGUUUUAAUGCCGACUUGUUUGCCUUAAUUGUUGCAAUGCGAUGGUUAUAAAGGCGUCCUUAAGGCUUACUAUUAUUGUUACUUUGGUGUUGUUUCGUCGUGAGACGCGAUAGCCGUCUAUAGACAACUAUGUAUCUUUACACAACUUAAUUGUCCAGACUAAACUAUCCGUGGAAGAGAGAAGAAAUGAUAGACUAGUUGUACAUUGUUGCGAUGCGCGUUAAGAUGUUUGGCAACGUUUGGCUUGCUACAUGUCGAUACACGGGGAUUAUUGUAUAUUAAGCGAGAGUUUAUUUUGCUAUAACGAAAGAUACUGAGAUUAGAAUAUGUAUUUUAUGAAAUACACACAUACACACACAGAUACACACAUACGCAAAUAAAUAUAUGCUAUAUAUAUAUAUAAGUUAUAUUAUACUAUAUAUACUAUAUAUAUAUAUAUAUAUAUAUGUAUGUAUGUAUGUAUGUAUGUAUAUAUAUAUAUAUAUAUAUAUAUAUAUAUAUCAGAGAGGGUACUACACGAGUGGACAUACGAUUUUAAACGAUACAAUAUCGUAAUCGUAACAGAAUUUUAAUUGAUUCGAACAAAAUCGCAUAGUCACAUUUUGUUCAGCCUUGUAUUGUACCUGAUACAAAAAGAAGAAAAAACAGAAUAAUCACAUGCAUAUAGAGAGUUCUAUCGCAGAGAAGCGUGUAAUUGGUAAAACACAGUUUUCUACUACUACUACUACUGGUGUGGAAUUAACGAUAUCGAUACGAUGUAAGAGCAAAAUCCAAUAAAAACUCUGUUGAAAAAAA